Aspergillus aculeatus ATCC 16872 is the source of this 1437-nucleotide messenger RNA. Its product is annotated as zinc-binding alcohol dehydrogenase family protein. Lineage: Eukaryota; Fungi; Ascomycota; Eurotiomycetes; Eurotiales; Aspergillaceae. The coding region runs from base 142 to 1245 and encodes 367 amino acids. The record is from RefSeq and is a predicted model, not a curated record. The transcript has a single exon. Gene Ontology annotation, molecular function: oxidoreductase activity, acting on NAD(P)H.
UAAGAAACACUCAUAGCACGACACUUCCCCAGCAUAACAAUCCAACCAAGUAUCGCAACUCAACUAAGCAUUACAAUUCUACACCAACACCCUCAACCUUCAACAAUUCGACAGUACGCAAACACAAACCCCCGAUCCACAAUGUCAGAACCCCAAAACGGAACCCAAACCGCCCUCCUCGCCACCGCAAUCGGCCAACCCCUCACCAAAGCCACGCGCCCCAUCCCCCAUCCCAACGCCAACCACGUCCAGAUCAAAGUCACCGUGGCCGGGCUCAACCCCCACGACGCCAAAUCCCGGGACUACGGGCUCUUCAUCCAGGACGCCCUGCCCGCCGUGCUGGCCGCCGACGUCGUCGGCGUCGUGACGCAGCUCGGCCCCGAGGUCACCCGCUUCGAGCCGGGCGACCACGUUGUCGGCCAGGCCGCGCUGGGUCUCCCGCACGGCGCCUCCGAGCCCAACAACGACACCCAAGGGCUGCAGGAGUACGCCUUGCUGGACGAGCGGUAUGCGGCCAAAGUGCCUGCGGGGUUUACAGACGCGCAGCUGGCCACCCUACCUACGAAUCUUGUGACGGCCGCCGUGGCCCUGUUCGAUGCGUCGGGGCUGGGGAUUCCGUCGCGUUGGUGGGGCGAGGACUCGGCUGCUGCGGCGUGGAGCUUUGAUUAUGCGGGUACAUCGUUACUGAUUUUGGGUGGGGGGUCGAAUACCGGGAGGUUUGCGAUCCAGCUUGCGGCGCUGGCGCGGAUUGGGCGGAUUGUGGUGGUGGCUGGGGCUAAGAGUGCGGAGGAGGCGAGGCAGUUGGGCGCUACGCAUGUUGUUGAUCGCUCGGGGAAGUCUGGACUGGAGAUUGCGGCGGAGGUGCGUGCGAUCGUCGGCGACGAUUUGCUCUAUGCGCUGGAUACGAUCAAUCCGCCCGAGAGUCAGUGGAUCGGGGUGGAGGCAUUGUCGAAUUCCAAGACUGGGAAGCUGGCAAGGUUGAUUCCGAGGGGGCUGGUUGAUGAGUCUAAGCUGUCGACGAAGAAGGAGGCGGGCUUUGAGACGGUUAAUGUUUUGGGGUCGUCGACGGCUAGACCGGCGACUGCGGGGCCCUUGUGGAACAGGCUGACCGUCUGGGUGGCGGAGGGGAGGAUCAAGCCUACCGGGUAUCAAGUACUUCGGGGUUUGGAUGCGGAUGCAGUGAAUAAGGUGCUGGAUGGGUAUUCGAGUGGCUCGGAGACGGGGCAUUGGCAGGUGCAUCUGUAAAUGCGGGCGAAUGAUCAAAUUGAGGUUAAUGGUUGUGUGCGAGAUGUAUUGCAGCUUCGGCUUUUUGUCAGGUUGGUUGACUUUUGAUGAGUUUAUGAUUCUACCGAGCAUAGAGGUAAUGGGGGAAUAACUUAGAACUUGAGAUAGCAAAUCGUCUAUGGUACUUUUUGUUUCAAUCAUAUUACUUGUGAG